Molecule: messenger RNA, 12363 nt
Organism: Catharus ustulatus (Swainson's thrush)
Lineage: Eukaryota; Metazoa; Chordata; Aves; Passeriformes; Turdidae
Gene: DOT1L
Product: DOT1 like histone lysine methyltransferase
Exons: 29
Coding region: 71-5221 (1716 amino acids)
Biological process (GO): DNA damage checkpoint signaling; regulation of transcription regulatory region DNA binding; heterochromatin formation
Cellular component (GO): nucleus
Molecular function (GO): histone H3K79 methyltransferase activity
Source: RefSeq, a predicted model, not a curated record
CGCACCCCGCCCCGGCCGGCCCCUCUAGCAUGGUGCGGGGCCGCCGCCGCCUCGUCCUCCGGCUGCCGACAUGGGCGAGAGGCUGGAGCUGCGGCUGAAGUCGCCCGUGGGAGCCGAGCCCGCCGUGUACCCCUGGCCGCUGCCCGUCUACGACAAACACCACGAUGCUGCUCAUGAAAUUAUUGAGACAAUUCGGUGGGUCUGUGAAGAAAUCCCAGAUCUCAAGCUUGCCAUGGAAAACUAUGUUUUAAUUGACUAUGAUACAAAAAGCUUUGAGAGCAUGCAGAGACUGUGUGACAAGUACAACCGAGCCAUUGACAGCAUCCACCAGUUGUGGAAGGGGACGACGCAGCCCAUGAAGCUGAACACGCGCCCGUCCAACGGGCUGCUGCGGCACAUCCUGCAGCAGGUGUACAACCACUCGGUCACCGACCCUGAGAAACUCAACAACUACGAGCCCUUCUCCCCCGAGGUCUACGGAGAAACGUCCUUUGACUUGGUGGCCCAAAUGAUCGAUGAGAUUAAAAUGACAGAGGAUGAUUUGUUCGUUGACUUGGGCAGUGGUGUGGGGCAGGUGGUGCUUCAAGUGGCUGCAGCCACAAACUGCAAACAUCACUACGGAGUGGAGAAAGCUGAUAUUCCAGCCAAGUAUGCUGAGACGAUGGACAGAGAGUUCAGAAAAUGGAUGAAAUGGUAUGGGAAGAAACAUGCAGAAUACACACUGGAAAGAGGUGACUUCCUCUCAGAAGAAUGGAGAGAGAGGAUUGCAAACACAAGUGUGAUUUUUGUGAAUAACUUUGCCUUCGGGCCGGAGGUGGAUCACCAGCUGAAGGAGCGCUUUGCGAACAUGAAGGAAGGUGGGAGAAUUGUGUCCUCAAAACCUUUUGCACCUCUAAAUUUUAGAAUUAACAGUCGAAACUUGAGUGAUAUUGGCACUAUCAUGAGGGUUGUGGAGCUGUCACCACUGAAGGGCUCUGUGUCCUGGACGGGGAAACCAGUCUCCUACUACCUGCACACGAUUGACAGAACCAUACUUGAAAAUUAUUUUUCUAGUCUCAAAAAUCCAAAACUCAGGGAGGAACAAGAGGCAGCUAGGCGUCGUCAACAAAGAGAAAACAAAAGUAACACAACGACUCCAACGAAGAUCCAAGAAAACAAGGAUUCUGGUGCUGAAGAAGAAAAAGCUGCAGCAAAUUCUGUUAAAAAGCCAUCUCCCUCCAAGGCCAGGAAGAAAAAGCUGAGUAAGAAAGGCAGGAAAAUGGCAGGGAGGAAACGAGGGCGCCCCAAGAAAAUGAACACAGCAAGUACUGAACGCAAGACCAAGAAGAACCAAACUGCACUAGAACUUCUGCAUGCUCAGACUGUCUCCCAGACAUCUUCAUCCUCUCCUCAGGAUGCCUACAAGUCACCUCAUAGCCCAUAUUACCAACUACCUCCUAAAGUGCAACGGCAUUCGUCCAACCAGCUCCUGGUCACACCCACCCCCCCUGCACUACAGAAGCUGCUAGACUCAUUUAAGAUCCAGUACAUGCAGUUCAUGGCAUACAUGAAAACUCCUCAGUACAAAGCAAGUCUGCAACAGUUACUGGAGCAGGAAAAGGAGAAGAAUGCUCAGCUGCUGGGGACCGCCCAGCAGUUAUUCACCCACUGCCAGGCCCAGAAAGAGGAAAUCAAACGCCUGUUUCAGCAGAAGCUCGAUGAGCUGGGAGUUAAAGCUCUGACGUACAACGACCUGAUCCAGGCUCAGAAGGAAAUCUCUGCUCACAACCAGCAGCUGAAAGAACAGACUAAACAGCUGGAGAAGGACAACAGUGAACUCAGGAACCAGAGCUUGCAGCUGCUGAAGGCUCGCUGUGAAGAACUGAAGCUGGAUUGGUCAACGCUGUCACUGGAGAACUUGCUGAAAGAGAAACAGGCCUUGAAGAAUCAGAUUUCUGAGAAGCAAAAGCACUGUUUGGAACUGCAGAUCAGCAUCGUGGAACUUGAGAAGAGUCAGCGGCAGCAGGAGCUGCUGCAGCUCAAGUCCUACACGCCCUCAGAGGAGCCCCUGUCAGUUCAGCUGCACAGCAAAAGCCACCUGAGCCGUGACCCUGAGGCUGAGCACGGCAGGUUCCAGCUGGAGCUGGAGUGCUCCAAGUUCCCCAUGCCCCACAUCAAUGGCAUGAGCCCCGAGCUGUCCAUGAACGGCCACGCCACCCCCUACGAGCUGCAGCACGCCUUCAGCCGGCCCUCGUCCAAGCAGAACACCCCCCAGUACCCCAACUCCCACCUGGAGCAGGACAUUGUGCCCUGCACCCCCAACCACAGCAGCAGGCAGAAGGCAGACAAGGUGACCAGCCUGUCCCUCCCUGAUUACACCAGGUUCUCCCCUGCUAAAAUCGCCCUGCGGAGACACUUGAAUCAGGACCACGGAGUCAAUGGGAAGGCAACAGCUACUGAGAUACAGAGAGCUGAGCAUGUCAAAGAGAAUGGCCUUACAUAUCCAAGCCCUGGAAUUGCAAAUGGAAUAAAGCUGAGUCCUCAGGAAACUCGGCCCUCCUCCCCCGCGGCCUUACCCAGUGCAGGAGAGAAGGUUUUGAGAGAGAGAACCUCUGUGAGUAAUGGAGAAACUAUCACCAGCCUCCCUAUCAGUAUUCCUCUGAGCACAGUGCAGCCCAAUAAACUCCCUGUUAGUAUCCCUCUGGCCAGCGUAGUCCUACCUAGCCGUGUUGAGAAGGUGAGAAGCACACCCAGCCCAGUUCACCAGAGCAGAGACUCAUCGACACUUGAAAAGCAGAUUGGUGCUAGUUCUCAUAAUGGCUUGAGCAAUGCUGCUGGAAACAAGCCUCUGGCUUUGGCUACCUCAGGUUUUUCUUACUCUUCUGGCUCCGUGGCAGUCAAUGGAAAUCUUACAAACAGCCCAGCCCAUCUUAACCAUAGUGUUGAUCAGGCAGCUCUGGACGACUCUGGGAGUCUCUUUAACUCUGUAGGGUCUCGGAGUUCCACUCCACAACAUCCUUUGCUAAUGAUGAGGAACUCUGGGCAGAACUCCCCUGCUCAGCAGCACUCGAGCCCCCGCUUAAGUGGCCCGGCCCAGAGCCUGGCAGGGGGACUGCAGAGUGCAGAGGCUCAGAAGAUCUUUGCCGAAGGAACAAAGGGGGACCUGCAGUGUGAUGCAGCGUUUUCAGAUCCUGAGAACGAGGCCAAGAGGAGAAUCAUCUUUACAAUCUCUCCUAAUACAGGACAUGUAAAACAAUCCCCUUGCAGCAAGCACAGCCCAGUGCCCGGCCAGGCCCACGCGCAGGACGGGAAGAAGCGGGGCCGGCGGAAGCGAUCCUGCACUGGCACCCCCGGCGGGACCGGCGCCGUCUCCCCGAAACGCAAACCCCUGCCCUCGGUGGCCGGGCUCUUCACACAGCCCUCGGGCUCACCCCUCAACAUCAACUCCAUGGUCAAUAACAUUAACCAGCCCUUAGAAAUAACAGCCAUUUCCUCUCCUGAAAACUCCCUGAAGAACUCUCCUGUUCCUUACCAGGACAAUGACCAGCCCCCAGUGCUGAAAAAGGAGAAGCCCCUCGUUCAGAGCAACGGUGUCCAUUACUCCCCCCUGACAUCGGAUGACGAGCAGGGCUCUGAGGAUGAGCACAAUAGCAGCAGAAUUGAGAGGAAAAUUGCAACAAUAUCAUUGGAAAGCAAAUCUCCACAGAAGACUGUUGAAAAUGGUGGCAGCUUAUCAGGGAGGAAACAAGCACAAAGCAAUGAGAACAUGAACAGCAGCAAAUGGAAAUCGACUUUUUCACCAAUAUCUGACAUCAACCUGACCAAAACCACGGACAGCCCCUUGCAGGCGGUGUCAGCUCUGAGCCAGAACUCCCUGUUUGCCUUCAGGCCGCCCUCCGAGGACGGGCUGCCCAUGGACACCAAGGUCCCAGGACACUCCAGGAAGAGCCUGGCCGUGGCCUCGGAUGGGCUGAGCCCUGGCACAAACCCCCCCAAUGGCUUCAGCUACAACGGGGGCCUGUCCUCCGAGCUGGGCCUGCACGGCUUCAUGGACAGCGCCGCCCUCCCUCACAAAGCCGCGGACGGGACGGCUCCCAACUGCUCCCUGGGCUUCCCCUCGCAGCGAGCCAAGGACCUGGGCGUGUCAGACACGAACCUUUUCCUCAACAAGAGGCAGCUGGAGGGUCUGGGCACCAAGGGAGAAGAGCUGAGCCGGCCGGGGGUGAAGGGCAAAGAGCUCAGCGAGCUGAGCGCCCGAGCGGGGGGGUCUGCGGAGAAAAACUCUGUGCAGCACAACGGAAAGGUCGGCAAGGGAAGGGACCGAGAUGUGGAGUUCAAAAACGGCCACAACCUUUUCAUUUCUGCUGCUGUUUCGUCUGGUGGCCUUCUGAAUGGUAAAAGCCUUUCUACUGCUGUUUCCUCAGCAGGGACCCCGGCGCCGUCGGUCCCGACGCACCAUCCUUUCCUCAACACUCUGACCACUGGAUCGCAGUUCCCCCUCGGCCCCAUGGCCUUGCAAGCAAACCUCAACUCGGUGACAAAUUCCUCAGUAUUGCAGUCCUUAUUUAAUUCAAUGCCAGCUGCUGCCAGUCUGGUCCACGUGUCAUCAGCUGCAACCAGACUGACUAAUUCUCACACUAUGGGGAACUUCUCUCCUGGGGUUACAGGUGGAACAGUUGGAGGUAUUUUUAACCAUGCGGUGCCUUCUGCCUCCUCUCCUCAUCAAUUUGGAGCCAGUUUCAGCAGCAGUGCUGUCUCUAGCAGCACCGUGCUAAGCUUAAACCCUCUGCAGGCUGUUGCCAGCACCUCAUCCUCAUCCUUCCCACCCUCUUCCUCUAAUUUAGUAACUUCUAGUGAGGCUAGACCUGCUCAGCACCUCAACAGAGCGCCAGUGCAAUCUGUCUUCCAUCCCCCUCCUCCCCCUCCUAACGUGUCCUUGCCUCCCCCUCCUCCUUUACUCGCUUCUAACUCCGAGCCUGCUCUCCUGCAGAACCUGCCCUCCAUCCCUCCUGGCGAGACGUUCCUGCCCUCCUCCUCUGCUCCUGUCCAGUCUAACUCUUCUUUGUCUAUUAAACUGGCUUCUCUCCAGCACAAACCCUCCCGCCCCUCCUUUACAGUGCACCACCCGCCCCUGCCCCGCGUGCUCCCGCAGCCCAACGCCGCUGGCACGGCCGCUAUGUGGGUGACCCUUGGCAUGCAGCCUCCUUAUGCUUCGCACCUUUCGGGGGUUAAGCCACGAUAAAGAGCUUGCUUAGCUAACAGUUCUUGUUUUGUAAGGUAACUAGGAUUUCUACCUCAACCCAAUGUGACCUAUGCAAGGACAACGUGGACCAACUUCACUCGGCUUCCACUGAAAGGUGCUCACCUGGCCUGUGCAGGGGUUUCUACUCUCUUACUACUGGACAAAAUAAAAAACCAUAAAAAAAAGACCUAAACAACAGAGCAAACAUUUACUGUGAAUCUGAGUUAAAAAAAAAAAAAAGGAAAAAAGGAAAAAAAAAAGGCAAAAGAAAUGCUUAAAGCUCCAGUUUGUAUUGUUGAUAGUUUAGAUAAAGUAUUUAUCUUUUUUUUAAAGUGAAAACAAUUUUGACUUAUUUUAUUCCACCUAGACUCAUAAAUACAAAUUAUUAUUAUAAAUUCUCUGAAUACUAAAGGACUGGCACACCAGCAGAGAUGUAAAAGAGCCUCCUCGGUGCUAUUUUGUCCGUCAGAACUGUGCCUCUGGUUUGAAUCCUUGGUGCUGAUUUGGGGGGUUGACCAAUGCCAAACCCAGUUCUUAAAGGUCUGCAGAUUAUUUAUUCCCCUGACUCUGUUCACAUCCCAAAAUCCACUUGCUUGGCAGCUGGGGCUGACAGAGAAUUCUCCUCCCUGGGGUUUGGUUUGGACUGAGCCAGGUGCUUUUGAACUGGGUGGGUUUUAAUUGAGUCUGUGACUAACGAGGGCUCUGCUCCCCUCUGGAGCAGCCUGGGUGGGCACAGCCCAGCAGGCUCAGUUGGAACAGGAGAAAUCCAAGUGCUGCCCCAUCCCAACUCUUCCCUGGGCCAUUUGCAGUUGCUGCUGGCGCUCAGGUCACUGUGAAUUUUGGUAGCUGGUCUGGUAACGCUUCUUGGGGCUGCCCUUGGUGUAUGAGCAGGGUGUGUUCAGCUGUGUGAACACCUCAUGGUGCUGCAGCCCUUGACAAGACUCAACAUUGUCCUUGUGUCCUGCUGCAGGGUGCAGGGUUUGCUCAGCUCGUUGUUUUUUCGUUCCAAGCACGACGCGUUUCCUUGGUAGGGUUUUGAUACUUGACUCCGACCCGGCUUGGCCGUGUACAUGGAUUGACAAGGUGCAUUUUGCUUUUGUAUUCCUUUGCUUUUGAGUAGGUUCUUGAAUUGUAGUUCACAAAAACACCCUGACCUGGCUGCCUGUGCUGCCACUGUCCCCCCUGGGGCAGGGACUUGUGUCGUGACUCGGUGUUGUGUGUGCAGGAAGGGCCGAUUUUAUAGAGCUGUGAUGAAAACUUCUACGUUUCCUAUGCUUUAUUUCCUUUAUUUUUAGGUUGUACAAUGCACAAUGAACCUGUAAAAAUUUACUUAUUCAAGUGCAUAAAGUGAGGAGGAGAAGGAGGGUCCAUUUAAGUAGAAAUCAGGCUGGUCUGAGUUCAGGCUGGGCCAAGCACCAAUAAAGGAAAAUACAGUAGAAAGGGGAUUGCAACAGCAAAAUGACUGGAAAAAAAAUCACAUUCAGGCUUUGGAAAACACCUCCCUGCUGACCCUGGUGCUCAGAGGGGCAACACUGUCUUUAAAUCCUUCCUGGUGCUCCCUGGUGAGGCUCCCACUGCAGCAGUCAGGCACUGGCAGGAGCUCCAUGGAGCAUCCCAGGCUCACAAACAACUGCUCAGCUCCUGCCUCUGGGUUUGGAGUCACUGAGGUCCCUGUGCUCUCCUGCUGCCUGGAUCCAACAGGGCUGGAAGUGUUUGGAGAGAGGGUGAGGGGCUACAGCAGCUCCCACUCUUUGCAGGGUUCAGCUUUCUGUGCCUCAUCCUGGGCUGUCUUAGGAGAGAUUUUGGAUUUUUGUUGGUUCCUGAGUGUCUUCCAUGGGAGCCUCUGUGUGCAGACUCUGGGGUCUGGCUCUGCCUCCUUAUCCCCUGGGAAGGGACUGAAAGCCCUGGGAGCUGGGGGCAUUUUGGAAUGUUUUCUGCUUUGUGUGUCCUGCUGAGGGACUGGCAGCACAAGGAAAUCCUGGAAAAGGGCAGAAAUGCUCGGGGUGAGAGGAACAUCCAGUAGCUUCUCGUAGGAGCCAAACACAGUGAAUGUCCUGGAAUCCAGGAGCACAAUGUAACCCAGAUGUUUUGCAGCUGGGAGUUGGGCAGCUCCAGCUUCUUCCCCAGAACACAGCAGAGUGCUGGGGCCUCUGGAGACUGUAAAUGAAUGAUUGCUGGAGGGGCAGCAGCCUUAAUUAAUUUCCUAAUUACCUCUCCCCCAUCGUUUAUAUCUCUGGUGAGAGAGAGAGAGGAGGAAAUACAAAUAGAAGCUUUUCAUGCCCCUGAUUUUAUCAGAUCCUUUUCUGCAAAGGGACCAGGAUGUGGUGCCCCUUGGGGCUCUUGUGCCUCCCUUCACUCCAGCCACGGAGAUCCAGGAAGAAAACUCUGCUGCCAUCCCUUGUCCAGGCUUGGUUGGUGCCCAAGGCACUCACAGGAUUCGUGCUGGAGAAGGAACCAACCCACAGAUUCCAUGGAACCCUCUGUGCUUCCCAGCACUGCUCAGGGCCUGGGUCACUUGUGUCACCCUGCUGGCACCUGGCACUCCCUGCAUGAUGAGGAGGGACAGAUCCUGCUGGGAAUGAUGUGCUCUGCACCCAGCAGCUCUGGGGAGCCAGGCUGAGCUGUCAGGGUGGCCUGGGCACUGUCUCCUCACAGCUGGACUCACUGAUCUGGAUGAACUUUUCCAACCUGAACCAUUCUAUGAUUCCAGGACCCUUUGGAACAAAGGCCUUGGGUGAGGAGUUUGUCACCUGCUCUUUGGUGAGUGAUGUGGAAAAGCAAAGCCCAUCUGUCCCUUGGUGUCACCUCUGGUCACUGCUGUGGUGGCCAGCCAGUGUCCAAGGCAGGGCUGGCUCAGGAGCAGCUUUGGCAAUGGGCAGCACAACCCCUGGAGCUCAGCUGUGACUGAGGCACUGCCAACCCCCAGGACUUCUGAGUCUGUGACUCUCCAGAUGUCAUCCAGGAAGGCCCAAGGGAACCAGAUCUGGGAAUGAAUCUUUGGGAUUCCUGGAAAGGGAUCCAGUCUGCCUGAGCAUCACCUGAGCACCAGUGCCUGCUGUUCCCACCCUGCCACCCCACACUGCUGGGAUCUGGAGCUGCUCCAGCCUUGCCAGAGUCUUCCCCCAGCCCAGGCCCUGCACUGUUCUGCUCCUGGUAGCAAUUCCCAAAUUGUGCUUCCAGAGGGGCCUGCUCAGCACUGAGGUUGGGAGCCAAGGGGGCAGUUUGGGACUGGUGCCUCAGCACUGGCUGAGCUGGAGAUGUUUUUUGCCAAGAGAUUCCUGGUUUUGUCUUCCCUCUCCCUGAGCUUUUAUUGCUUUGCUGUGAUCUGGGGCAAAGCUUGACUUAAAAUUGUGGAAUCACAGAACAUCCUGAGUUGGAAGGGACCUGGAGGCUCAUUGAGUCCAACUCCUGGCCAGUCUCUUACUGCUCUGUGUGCACACUGGGAAGAGCUUUCACCUGGCUGAAUGCAGACCUUGGAGCUGGUGGGAUCUGAUCCAUGUGGCCACACUGCUGGAACACCGAGCCAGAAGCUGAAACCUGUUUGCAAUAAUUGAAGAUCCUCUGGAGCAAUCAAAGCCAAACAGUUUCAAAAAAGAGAAUUUCUGCUGGUGCUGGUCCAGUCAUUCCAGGGCUGUCACACAAUUCCCCCUCCUCCAAGCCCCUGCUGCCUGCAAAGGACUCGCCAGGAAGCAAAAACACAUCUUGGAGCAAGUGUGCUGCCAAAAAAUGGAACUUCCUGUGUGCUGUGCUGAGGAAAACCUGUCCCUGCAGCUAAAUGUCAGCCUUGAGGAACAAGAAUUGCGUGGGUUCUUCCUUUUUUGGGGAUUUGCCACCUCUGGCUCGCCAGGCCCAGUCCCCUGGGACCCACACUGCUGGGAGGGCUCCAAAGGCACUGGACCUAAAUUUGGGAUUUGCUGCAGAUGAGUCAUUCAGCAGCAAUUUUCCAUCAGCCAGGGGUGUGGGGACACCCAGCAGUUGGAUUGCUGAGGGGCAGAGUGGGAAAGCUUUGCUGAGGAUGUAGAGGCUGGAUCUGAGCUGCUGCAGGGAUCAUGGUACUGGAGGUUUCCCUCCAUCACCUCAGCUUGGCACAAACCCGGCUCUUCCUGCAGGAAGGUGAAGAUCAGUCUGCACAACCAGGGAACAUCUUCACCUCAGUUCAGUUGUGGAUGCAGUGGGAGAGAGGAGGAGGAGAAGCAGUGUUUUAGGGAAGCAGCAGGGAGGGCAGCACAUCCUCACUGUCCCUGGCAUUCCAGGACCGAGCAUCAUCUCCAGCUCCUUCUGAUCAGCAGGAAUUUGUGUCUCCUCAACCAGACAGAUCAGAAAUUCUUGUGCUUCCAUCUCUUUUCCUUCCUUCCUGUUGGGGACAGCACUUUAUCUUGCAGUGCAGGCUUUGUGCUCCCCUGCUCUUGGCUGGGGUUUGGCUCUGGGCUCAGCCUGGCACGGGCAGAGGGAUUCCCCUGUGCCAGGACUCACUGGUGGGAUCAUGCUGAGCUGCAGGGUCUGAGUCUGGGAUCACACCCACAGUCCCUGAAGGCCUGCAGGCAGAAGGUGACAUCACUUGGUCAUGAAUGGAUUUACUCAUCUCUUUUUGGUUCCAGUUUCCAAAUCCCCAGGACUUGACACUCCUUAGUGUGAAACUCGCCCAGCUCUGGGUCACACACAGUUCAGGCGCUGAGUCACUUUCUUCUUUCUUUAGUCAGACUUAAUCCUUGAGGAAGUCACUUGAGCAAUUGCAGCCUGGCACUGGAGAGGUUUCCAGCCUCAUCAACUCUUCCACCUGGAAACAUCUCCAGCUGGAGCAUUGCUCCAGGGCUGCUUGGGCUGUGUCCCUGCCCUCAGCCCACUGGGGACACGUUUCCUUCUGAGAUGUGUGCUAGGGUCACUUCUUCAGCCUUCUUUGGGGGGACUAAAUGACCUUUAAAGGUGCUUUCCAAUCUUUCCAAACUGUUCUGAUUCCCUGUACAGACACAUCUGGGAGGAGGUGAGAGCCAGACCUACCUCACCUGCUGCUCCUGCACCUCCACCCCAGUGGGGUACAGGGGUUGGCAGCUCAGGUGCUCCCCAGCACAGGGAAUUUCCUGCCUGUGCUCAUUGUUUCCAUCUCAUCCCAGCCUUCCCUUGCAAGAGCCUGGAUCUUCCUGUUCUGCUGGCUGCCCCUUCCAGGGGAAGUUUUUUCUUGUGGGGUUUGGUUCUUGCUGGGAUUGUGUGUUCAGAAAGCAGCAUCUGCUACCCCCACCUGUUAUUUUUCCACUUGAAGAGCCCAGGCAGAGGAGAGGCCGAGGGAGAGGUGGCAGGGACAGUCCCAGCAGUGCAGGGAACAGCCAGCCCUGGCUCAGGGAGGGGACAGCCAGUGCUUGCAGCUCCUCUGAGUCCCUUCAGGCACUGGGGAGCUGUGGGACCUGUGCCCUCGGGGUGCUCUGGCUGCCCUGCCCCUCCAGGUCAGAGGAGAUUCCCAGCUCUGGGAGCUGCUCUCAGGCUGCUGCUGCUGAUUCCCCUCCCUGCUCACCCUUCCCUGGCCCUUCCCUCCCUCCUCAGCCGGCUCUGGAGCACCCCCGAGCCUGGGGCUGCUGCCCUGGUCCUGUCCCUGGAGCCAGGGCUGCUCUGGGCAGGAUUUCCCCAGGAUUCUGGGAAUUCUGCUGUGGCUGAUGCUGGGGUGGCUUCCGUGGGUCCAUCCUGUGUGACCCCUUUGCUUUGGGUGCUGAAUUCUGAUCCAGGGCGUGGAAAGCUGAGUGUGCUCCGUGUGUUCUGUCCUGGGAACUCCACCCUGGAGUUAUCCCAACCCCCAGGCGUGGCUGUCGUGGAAAAUUCUGCUUUUCUUGUUUUGCCUGAGCCAAAAGCACAGAGAGGAUUAAGGAUUAGGAGCAGGGGAGGGCCUUAGACAGGGCUGUGAACCCAAAAUCCUUCUGGGGAGCAGAAACUACAAAGUGUUUUUGUGAACUAUCUUUGCAGCACUGAGGAAAAAUCACAGGGAGUGGAGUUUUGGGAGCACAGAUGUGCAGUCAGUGUGUGAAUAUUUGAAGUCUUACUGGUUUUAAAGGGGUUUUUUCUUCCUUUGUUUUUUUGCUUCAUUUCCAUUUUCCGCUCCAUUUGCGGAUCAGGUUUUUACUAAAAGCUGGAGUUCCAGUUUCAAAAUGUUGUUGUGCCAUAUUUUAUUUAUCCUUAUACAUUAUAAAUAUAUAAAUAUCUAUUUAGACUGAAUAUUGCAUUGAAAGAUGCUGUUAUUGAGAACUUCAGGGUUUAAACCCGAGACAAAAAAAUUGGGAAAUAAUUCUCCAGUACUUUUGCUGUUUGGGACCUUCCUGAAGAGGCUCCUUGAGCUCUUUGUGGUGUAAAAACAAAAUCACAUCCAAAAAUUCAAAGUUUGAUGAUGCUAACCCUGAAGUUCUCAGAUUUGUGAUCCUUUGGUUUUCUCAAGGUACAUCUGGUUGCUUUUCUGGUGCAGUCAAAUAAUUUUUUUAAAGGUUUUGUCUCUGGAGUUAUUGAGGAAAAGGUGGAAUGGGUUGAUCCAUCCUGCUUGGCUUUUUUAACCUAUUAAUCUUUGAAGUGAUCGAUUUCCAAUUAAAACCCAACUUUUUAGGUCUCUGUUCUACUUAAACUUUUUAGGAGUGAGAGCCUGCCCUCGCUGAGUGGGACUUGGAUGGGGAAAGCAGUAGAUGAUGAGGUUGCUGUUGCUCAGGAAUUGAUUAGUAAACUUUUAACUACUAAUAAAAAUCCAUUUUGCAAUGGAUUUUUAGAAAAACCCAUUUUCUUAGGACAGUGAUAUGGGAUGUUUCCUAGUGAAUAGGAAUUAGUUUAUAUAGUUUAGCCUAUUAAACUGAAUUAUUUAAAAUUCAAACUUCCCCUAAUUUAUCUUUUUUUUGGUUGUUAUUUUUUUGCUUUUUUUAAUUUUUUUUUUUUUAAAUACUGGUAAGUUGUCCUGUCAUUCCUUUCAUUCCUGCCUAGCAGUAGUGUGAAUUCUGGUGUGUAUAUAUGUAUGUAUAAUAUAUAUAUUUCCACCCGGCCUUUCUAAUUCUCCACAAUGUAAGAGUUAGUUUUUGCUCCCCUCCUUCCACUUAAUUUCUUGUGUCUCCCUUGAUUUGUAAUUGAAAUAAUGCUUUGAAGUUUUGUCUUUAUAUUAAAGUGUCUGUAUUUUAAUACACCGA